AUUUUGUUUAGCCGAAUUUGAGGUUAAAAUUGUUGUAACGACGCCGUCCUUGUUUUUGUUGAAAACUAGUUCGAAAAUAUAACAAUCAUGAAGCUUGUAAGAUUUCUGAUGAAAUUGAGUCACGAGACUGUGACAAUCGAGCUUAAGAAUGGUAGUGUCGUCCAUGGCACAAUCACAGGUGUGGAUGUUGCGAUGAAUACACAUCUAAAAGCUGUAAAAGUAACAUUGAAGAACAAGGAGGAGUUGCAAUUGGAAACACUAAGUAUACGUGGUAAUAAUAUAAGAUAUUACCUGUUACCGGACAGUCUGCCUAUCGAAACUUUGUUAUUAGACGAUGCACCAAAGGGUCGUGGUAAACGCGAAGGUUUCCCGAGAGGCGGUGCUCGCGGCGGUCGAGGCAGAGGCCGCGGAGGCCGAGGCGGACCAAGAGGCGGCCGCGGCGGCAGAGGCCGUGGAAGACGAUAACUUAAUUUGUCUAGUUUGUAAGAUUCAAAAGUAUGUGAUUAUAUUUUGGACCACCAUUUGAAGUUCUUUCAUUUCGGGUAAGAUGGGGUAAAUCUUGAAAUAUCAGGUUUUAUUUUACUUCAGUUACUACUAGAACAUUCUCAUUAUUUUUUGUAUUUAUUUUAAUCAAUAUAAAGAGACAAUAAUUUUUACAAGUCAAGUCAUUAAACAACUGUUGCCAAAUCACUACUUUUACAUUUAAAUCUCAGAGUAAUGCAGUCAAAAUUGAUUAACACCAUAGAAAAGACUGAAAUAUUCAGUCCUGGUAAAAUUUAAAAGCAUUAAUGUGUUGUUUUUAAGGCAUUUCAGCAAUGGUGUCUAGCUGGGAUUUAGUUUUGCUAUCCAAUGUCGUAACCAAUGUUUUAUUAUGCAGUUUUUACUGUAAAAACUAUAGAGUUAACUAUACAUACAUUCUAACAAAGUAUUGAGCGUUUUAUUUUUUUUAAUGACUGAUCUUGAGUUUUGCACUGUGCAGUGACCUCCCCUGCAUCAUGUUAAACCCCGCUAUAAAGCCACCAAGAUAUUUGAA
Papilio machaon (common yellow swallowtail) is the source of this 1033-nucleotide messenger RNA. RefSeq names its product probable small nuclear ribonucleoprotein Sm D1 (gene SmD1). The transcript has a single exon. Gene Ontology annotation, molecular function: RNA binding. Gene Ontology annotation, biological process: RNA processing; spliceosomal snRNP assembly. Gene Ontology annotation, cellular component: catalytic step 2 spliceosome; U12-type spliceosomal complex; precatalytic spliceosome. The record is from RefSeq and is a predicted model, not a curated record. Lineage: Eukaryota; Metazoa; Arthropoda; Insecta; Lepidoptera; Papilionidae. The coding region runs from base 88 to 465 and encodes 125 amino acids.